Molecule: messenger RNA, 1395 nt
Organism: Daldinia decipiens
Lineage: Eukaryota; Fungi; Ascomycota; Sordariomycetes; Xylariales; Hypoxylaceae
Product: DUF1593-domain-containing protein
Exons: 2
Coding region: 1-1395 (464 amino acids)
Molecular function (GO): hydrolase activity, hydrolyzing N-glycosyl compounds
Source: RefSeq, a predicted model, not a curated record
AUGUCAGAUAUUCUUAAUGAACCAGACGAUUCAAUGUCUCUUAUACGCUACCUUCUUUACUCCAAUGAGUUCGAUACACGAGGAAUCUGUGCAACUACUUCAUGGUGGUUGAAAAACAAGACUCACCCCGAGGAGAUGAACAGAAUAAUCAAUGCUUAUGGAGAGGUUGUGGAAAACUUAAACCAACAUGUCAACCCAAAUUCACCAUACGAUAGCGCCGAAAAACUACUAUCGCUAGUUACUUCAGGACCAUCUGUAUAUGGGAGGGCGGCAUUACACGAGCCUUUGAGCGAGGGUGCCAAGCGCAUUAUCCUCGCCUUACAAGAAUCCCAAGAGCCCCUUUUUAUUGCGGGAUGGGGCGGAACAAAUACACUCGCUCAGGCGUUACUUCAUAUCAACAACACCAUGUCUUCUUCAGACGCCGCCGAGUUAAGGUCGCGAAUCAGACUAUAUACGAUUUCCGACCAAGACGAUACGGGUCCUUGGAUCCGAGCUCAUUUUCCAGACAUAUUUUAUGUCGUAUCUAUUCAUGCGUGGAAUGCUUAUCCACUGGCAACCUGGAGUGGGAUGACACUCACUGGAUGUCCUUGCGUAAACUCAUCACUUGCACAAAACCCUUGGUUAGACGCCAAUAUCCGUUAUGGGCCCCUGGGUUCUCUAUACCCGCAAAUUAUAUUCGGCAUGGAAGGUGAUACUCCCAGUUUCCUGUGGCUAAUACAGAACGGCCUUGGUUACCGUGAUCGCAUCGACUGGGGUAGUUGGGGUGGAAGAUAUAGUCGGUCGCUAGCUCUAGUUGAUUGGGCGGGUGGGAUUGAUACAAACCAUUUUGUCGAUUCCUUAGAAAAUGCGACUGGCCUUGACGGACAAGAUUAUUCAACGCCACAAGCAUCUGUCUGGCGCUGGAGGACGGCUUACCAAGAUGAUUUUGCGGCUCGAAUGCAAUGGACUAUGACUUCGAACUUUUCAAAAGUUGGGCAUCCGCCCGUCUUAAACAUCAAUGGCCAACAGGGUCCAGAUCCACUGAUCAUCCAAGUAAAAAGUAAUGAAACGUAUACGUUCGAUGCAGGACUGACGCUGGACCCGGACUACCCUACGGAUAAUAGCCGUUUGGAGUUCCAGUGGGUUUUGUAUCGGGAGGCUACAAUAUUCGAAGCAAAUAUGUCACUUAAGGCUCUCCAACCUCCAGUAGGAUCAAACGGAAUACUGGAUAUUAACGAUGCUGGUUUUACUAAUGCGACACUCGGCAUCAAGGUCCAAGUUACUGUACCACAGCCUAUGCUGAAUACUUAUACCGGAACAUAUCCUGGCUUCCACAUCCUACUCCAGGUCACCAACAGGGCAGGCCAAUAUCCAAUUAGACGAUACAUGAGAGUGAUAUGUGAAUACGAUAUUUGA